Messenger RNA from Medicago truncatula (barrel medic), 1791 nucleotides. Its product is annotated as ubiquinol oxidase 2, mitochondrial. The transcript has 4 exons. The record is from RefSeq and is a predicted model, not a curated record. Bases 477 to 1514 code for a protein of 345 amino acids. Gene Ontology annotation, biological process: alternative respiration. Gene Ontology annotation, molecular function: alternative oxidase activity. Gene Ontology annotation, cellular component: mitochondrion. NCBI's taxonomy places the organism in Eukaryota, Viridiplantae, Streptophyta, Magnoliopsida, Fabales, Fabaceae.
AGAGAGGCUUUCACGGUUCUUUCUUUUUUUCCUGUAUUUUUUUUUGUUUGUUUAACAGUUCACUGUUCACAUACACACAAAAAAAUGUCACGUGUCGCACAUUGAUGUGGAUGUAAAAAAAUGUGUACAAAUGAAGUGUGUCGACGUAUGUACUAAAAAAAAUUAGGUUUAAACUAGAAAAAGAAUACUAUUGAGUAUUGACAUUCCUACACCGCCUUACUCCAGUAGAUGCGAUUCUUAUCCAAAAACUACGCGCCUUAUUGCACGUCAAACUCCCUCCACAGCUUUCCCGUCAUCACAACCGUCGAUCACAUUACUAACCCACUCAAUCAACGGCUGAAAACGUUUCUUACCAAUCAUCACGAGAAAUGCAUGAAAAGGAACCCCAUAUAUAAACACCGUUGCUUCUUCUUCGGUAACUGUAAUUCCAGAUUUCUUGGAAACUUAUCAAAACGCGAUUCCUUCGCUCUCGAAAGAUGAAGCAUUCAGCAUUGUGUUACGUGGCUCGCCGAGCUUUGAUCGGUGGCCGGAAUUCUAACCGUCAAAGUUCGGCGGUUGUGAGGUCAUUCGCGGCGGCAGAAAUUGGACAGAAGCAUCUCUACGCCGAUGGCGGAAACGGAGGUUUAUUUUACUGGAAGAGGAUGAUGUCUUCGCAAGCGGCACCGUCGAAGCCAUCGGCGGAAGAGACGGAGGCGAAAUCGACCGAGAAGAACGAGAAGAAGAAGGAGGAGAGUUCCGGAACGAAGAAUAACGUGGUUGCGUCGAGUUAUUGGGGGAUUUCGAGGCCAAAGAUUAUGAGAGAGGAUGGAACUGAGUGGCCUUGGAACUGCUUCAUGCCAUGGGAGACUUAUCAAUCAAACGUUUCCAUUGAUCUGAAUAAGCAUCAUGUGCCGAAGAAUUUUCUGGAUAAAGUCGCUUACAGGACAGUGAAGCUUCUCAGAAUUCCCACUGAUGUGUUUUUUAAGAGACGUUAUGGUUGCCGUGCAAUGAUGCUUGAAACAGUUGCAGCUGUCCCUGGAAUGGUUGGAGGGAUGCUGUUGCACCUCAAGUCACUCCGAAAAUUUCAGCAUAGUGGUGGUUGGGUCAAAGCAUUGCUUGAAGAAGCAGAGAAUGAGAGGAUGCACCUAAUGACUAUGGUAGAACUUGUGAAGCCGAAAUGGUACGAGAGAUUUCUGGUUCUUGCUGUACAGGGAGUUUUCUUCAAUGCAUUCUUUGUACUUUACAUACUUUCCCCAAAGGUGGCUCAUAGAGUUGUUGGGUACCUUGAAGAAGAAGCUAUACAUUCUUACACUGAGUAUUUGAAGGACAUUGAUAGUGGUGCAAUUGAAAAUGUUCCUGCUCCUGCCAUUGCAAUAGACUAUUGGAGGCUUCCCAAGGAUGCCAAAUUGAAAGAUGUUAUAACAGUCAUUCGUGCUGACGAGGCUCACCAUCGGGAUGUGAACCAUUUCGCUUCAGAUAUCCACUUCCACGGUAAAGAACUGCGGGACGCACCAGCUCCUCUUGGUUAUCAUUAGGGCUUUACUGUCAUGAAUAUAAAAUUACUCAUUUAGUUUGCAUUACGAAACCUAUAAGCAUCCCUUAAAAUAGAAAGAAGAUGAAGAUACCUAUAAGCACCAAUAUUUUGAUUAUACAGAAUUCUUAUGCUUUGAUCAUACGUUUGGAUGGCAUUAUACUACAUAUACCGUUUGUACUACUUUUUUGUUGUUGUAAAGAGCAUGCUGAUUAGACUAUGUAUACUAAUGACUCUAUAGAACCCACCUAAUUUGAAAACCAUGUUUAAUGUGAGAGUUA